Molecule: messenger RNA, 1064 nt
Organism: Acanthopagrus latus (yellowfin seabream)
Lineage: Eukaryota; Metazoa; Chordata; Actinopteri; Spariformes; Sparidae
Product: leukocyte surface antigen CD53-like
Exons: 9
Coding region: 105-803 (232 amino acids)
Cellular component (GO): membrane
Source: RefSeq, a predicted model, not a curated record
GUCAGGAGCAACACCAAAUUACUGCUCACCGCAUCUGUAACUGGAAUACUGCUGGAUACAGUGUACUUGAGAAAAGAAGACAAGUAAGAAAGGCCAUCAGAAGGAUGGAUCGCUCCUGUGUAAAAUGCCUGAAAACAAUGGUGAUAUUUCUCAACUUUCUGUGCUGGCUCUGCGGUGCAUUUGUAGUGGCCUUUGGGGAGUUCCAGAUGAUGCACUCCAUGUUCGCCUCACUCAUCACCACCUUCUGGCCAAUCUACCCUGCCAACACUCUGGUGGUUACCGGUACCAUUGUUACCUGUGUGUGUUACUUGGGAGUGUUAGGUGGCUUGAAGGAGAACCGCUGCAUGCUUAUCAGUUUUUUCAUCCUGCUGUUCAUCCUGAUGCUGGUGGAGCUGGCCAUGGCCUCUGUGUUUCUGGUCUACAGUAGAGAGAUUGACACAUACUUUGAGAAAGACCUCAUGCAAAGCUUGGAGAUCUAUAGACAGUCCCAUCCAGAAGGCAACAAGACAAUUAAAGAUGACUUUGAUGCUGUCCAGCACCUGUUUAGGUGCUGUGGAGUUCAUGGUGAAGCAGACUGGAAGGGUAAUGUCCCGAUCUCAUGUUGUACCGAGGACCCCUGUAACACCCUCUCCCACACCAACUGGCAAGAGGGUUGUCUCUUGAAACUGAGGAACUGGUCUGCCAGAAAUUAUCUUAGCACAGGUGCAGGCGUUGUAACAAUGUUCAUCAUACAGUUUAUUUGUCUGUCUAUCACCGUGCCCCUCUUUUGCCACUUCAGUCGCCAUGGGCUGGGUUACAAGUGAAUAAUGUCAUGAUCCUGUUUUAUCUUUUUCUGUUAUUUCCUGUUUCUUUUCCUUGUGUUUUUCAUUGAUUUGUACUUUUCUUUUCUUUGCACUUUAUUUAAGCUGUCUUUGUUUCUACUUUAUGCCAGUAAAAAUGUAUCUGGAAUUUAAGUCAACUUUCUGCAUGUCUCCAGGUUGCUUUUCCCGUGUCAAUUAUUAUUUAUUUUUUUCCUCAUCCAAACACCAGAAAGGUUGCCAUAAAAUAUCAAGCAAAAAAAAAAA